Molecule: messenger RNA, 2659 nt
Organism: Thalassophryne amazonica
Lineage: Eukaryota; Metazoa; Chordata; Actinopteri; Batrachoidiformes; Batrachoididae
Gene: pms2
Product: PMS1 homolog 2, mismatch repair system component
Exons: 16
Coding region: 141-2642 (833 amino acids)
Biological process (GO): mismatch repair
Cellular component (GO): MutLalpha complex
Molecular function (GO): ATP binding; mismatched DNA binding; ATP hydrolysis activity
Source: RefSeq, a predicted model, not a curated record
UUGUUUACAGUAGCCUUUAGAAUGUUCAAAAUUUUACGCUAAAUUUGACGAAAAUAUAGCUGAUAAGUACCGGUAGUUAUUAGGCGUCUGUUUCCUGUCUUUUUAGAUGAAUCUUAUAAUUAAAUUUUCACCCCUCUAAGAUGUCUGAUGCUGAUGCUUGUACCUUGGAACCUGCUGGAGCUAUCAGGGCCAUUGACAAACACUCAGUGCAUCAGAUCUGCUCAGGACAGGUGGUGCUGAGUUUGGCUACUGCUGUGAAAGAACUGGUGGAGAACAGCAUAGAUGCAGAAGCUACCAGCAUUGAUGUCAAGCUGAAGGAGUGUGGAACUGAACUUGUGGAAGUGUCAGACAAUGGCAGAGGAGUAGAAGACGCCAAUUUUGAAGGACUAACUUUGAAACAUCACACGUCCAAGCUGAAGGAUUUCUCUGAUCUCAUCCAUGUGGAAACAUUUGGAUUCAGAGGUGAAGCCCUCAGUUCUUUAUGCGCUUUGAGUGACCUGAGUGUGGUGACGUGCCACAAGUCCAGCCAGGUUGGGACUAAACUGGUGUUUGACCACAAAGGCCACCUGGUGCAGAAGUCACCCCAUCCCAGGCAGCAAGGCACCACAGUCAUCUUGCAGCAGCUUUUCUACACGCUGCCUGUUCGACACAAGGAGUUCCACCGCAAUAUAAAAAAGGAGUAUGCCAAAAUGAUACACGUCCUCCAGUCCUACUGUAUCAUCUCUAAAGGAGUGCGUAUUACCUGCUUCAACCACACUGGGCAGGGAAAACGCAGCGCAGUUCUCAGCACCAGUGGAAGUCGCAGUAUGAGAGACAACAUCGGCGCUAUAUUUGGACCCAAACAGCUUCAGUGUCUUCUGCCAUUUCAGCAGCUUCCUCCAACAGAAAAUGCUCAGGAAGAAUAUGGACUAAAGGAAGCAGAACUACCCAGAGAGCUUUUUAUCAUCACAGGGUUUGUGUCACGAGGAGAUCACGGUGUCGGGAGAAGCUCCACAGACAGACAGUUCUUCUUUAUUAACAACCGGCCGUGUGAUCCCGUUAAGGUGAGCAAAGUUGUGAAUGAAGUAUAUCAUAUGUACAACAGGCAUCAGUAUCCGUUUGUUGCCUUAAACAUCUCUGUGGCCUCAGAGUGUGUGGAUGUGAACGUCACCCCAGACAAACGGCAGAUAUUUCUUCAGGAGGAGAAGCUUCUGCUGGCCAUUUUAAAGACUUCCCUCAUCGCCAUGUAUGAGGGUGGAGUGAACAAGAUCAGCCUGAACUAUACACACACACCCAGCACCAAGGCGUCAUAUGAGUCUGGAGAGGGUGACGUUCUGUGUACUGAGGACAUCCCAGCACCUGGAAGUGACUUUGAACCAGUACUUCAGAAAGCAAAAUCAUCCCUGAACCUGGACGGACUCAAAGCUGCUUUUUCAAGCCGCUAUUGCUUUAGUUCUGUGAAUAAGUCGAACUCGUCAAAAGCUGCUGAUGUGGGCCAGAAGCAGAAAACGCUGCAGGCGUUCUUUAAGUCCCCUGAAAAACCUCUCAUGCACAAACCAAGUUUAAAAUCUCCCUCAAAAUCCACCGCAGAUGUGAUCCAGUCCUUUCAAAGCAGAAAGUCAUCACUUGAUGGGUUCUGUUUCAGCAGGACGCCGUGCAGUGAUACAGACUCUGGAAAUGAUGGUGCAUCCAGCACAGAAUCACCAGAUGGUUUAGAUGGUUUAAGUGUGAGAGAGGAGACGUUCAAUAAUCACGCACGUCCUGAAGAUCCAGUGUUACAGACGGAGCCACGCACUGCUAAUCAGGACUGUAGCACCAGCCCAAAUGCCAAGAGAGCCAGAACAGAUGGUGCAGAUUCCCGUUCCUCUCAGGACUCCUCUUCUAAAGUGGAUGCUCCAGGAUCCUUGCAGAGGAGGACAGUUCCCCUGCAGUUCUCCUUCCGGCAGUUGGCAGAGAGGAUAAGGAGGCUAAAGGAGCGAAAAGAGAAAACCAGUGAGGAGCUGCUGUACAGAUGCUUCAGGGCCAAGAUCAGCCCCGGAGAAAACCAAAGCGCAGAGGACGAGCUCAAAAAAGAGAUCAGAAAGGAAAUGUUCAAAGAAAUGGAGAUCAUUGGUCAGUUUAACUUGGGCUUCAUUAUCACCAAACUCAACUCUGACGUCUUCAUGAUCGACCAGCAUGCCACCGACGAGAAAUACAACUUCGAGAUGCUGCAGCAGCACACUGUGCUACAAGGACAGAAACUCAUAGCGCCUCAGAAGCUCCACCUUACUGCCAUCAGUGAGAACAUUCUCAUGGAGAAUAUGGAGAUUUUCAGAAAGAACGGCUUUGAAUUUUUAGUUGAGGAAGAUGCUCCGGUGAUGGAGAGGGUGAAGUUGGUGUCGCUGCCCACCAGUAAGAACUGGUGUUUUGGGCCGGCAGACAUAGAAGAACUGAUCUUCAUGUUGACUGAUAGCCCUGGUGUGAUGUGCAGGCCGUCCCGCGUCAGGCAGAUGUUUGCUUCCAGAGCCUGCCGGAAAUCGGUGAUGAUUGGCACGGUUUUGACCACAGGCGAGAUGAAGAAGCUCGUAGUUCACAUGGGGGAGAUCGAGCAUCCGUGGAACUGUCCUCAUGGCAGACCCACCAUGAGACACCUCGUCAAUCUGGACGUCAUCUCCCAAGAUUAGCCAGGUUGAGUACACGG